UGGCGGUUAAAGAAGGAGACAAAGCACAGUUAGAGACUCAUUUUCUGAACCAUGUCCGUUGAGAAGGUUUCUAUCCUUGGUAAUGAAACCAUCCAUGUUGGAUUUGACCUCAUGGAGCACAUCGUGAAGACGGUGCUUGCUACUGAGAAGUCAUCAACCUAUGUUCUCAUCACUGACAGUAACAUCGAGAAGAAAGGUUACUUAACACAAUUCCGUAGAGAAUUCCACAAGUACUUGCCGGAGGGUUGUCGUGUUCUCUCUUAUGUUGUUCCACCAGGUGAAGCUCACAAGACCCGUGAGACAAAGGCUGAGAUUGAGGACUACUUGCUGGAGAGAGGUUGCACACGUGAUACCGUGAUCCUUGCGGUCGGAGGUGGUGUCAUUGGCGAUAUGAUUGGUUAUGUUGCUGCAACUUUCAUGAGAGGAGUCAGGGUCAUUCAGGUCCCAACAACUCUGUUGGCGAUGGUUGACUCUUCAAUUGGUGGUAAGACAGCUGUGGAUACACCACUGGGUAAGAACUUCAUUGGUGCCUUCUGGCAGCCAAGAUAUGUCUUUGUUGAUUUGAACUUCUUGUCCACUUUGCCGGAGAGAGAGUUCAUCAAUGGUAUUGCUGAAGUCAUUAAGACUGCUGCGAUUUGGAACGAAGCUGAAUUCUCGAGAUUGGAGGCCAACUCUGAAAAAUUCCUGUCCACCAUUAAGCAGAGAGACGAAGAAGGUGAUACUGAUUUAACCCCAAUCAAGGAUCACGUUUUCAAAUUGGUGCUUGAAUCCAUCAAAGUCAAAGCUCACGUUGUUUCCAGUGAUGAAAAGGAAGGUGGCUUGAGAAAUUUGUUGAACUUUGGUCAUUCCAUUGGUCAUGCCAUUGAGGCAAUCUUGACUCCACAGGCAUUACACGGUGAAUGUGUCUCUGUGGGAUCAAUCUUAGAGGCUGAGCUCUCAAGAUACUUGAACAUUCUCCCAGCUUCCGCAGUCGCUAGACUGAGUAAAGUAUUGGGUAACUACGGCUUACCAACAUCUCUGACCCAAUUAAAGAAGAUGACAGUCGAUAGAAGAACUCCUGUGGAUAUCUUGCUUGAGAAGAUGGCUAUUGACAAGAAGAAUGAUGGUUCAAAGAAAAAAGUCGUCUUGUUGAAAGCUAUCGGUGAAUGCUACGAGAGCUCUGCUUCAUAUGUCAACGAUGAAGAUUUGAGAUUCGUCUUGACUGACCAAACCAAGGUUUACCCAUUCGAAAACAAAUCUGGUUUUGAAGCUGUCAUCACUCCACCGGGAUCAAAAUCGAUCUCUAAUCGUGCCCUUGUUCUCGCUGCUUUGGGUACAGGUGAAUGUAAAAUUUCUAACCUUCUCCACUCUGACGAUGUCGAACACAUGCUGAAUGCAAUCAAAUGUUUACAAGGUGCUGAAAUACGCUGGGAAGACAGAGGUGAAACUUUGAUCAUCAAAGGUAAUGGUGGUAAGUUGGUCUCCUCUCCAACUGAAUUGUACUUGGGUAAUGCAGGUACAGCUUCAAGAUUCUUGACAUCCGUUGCUACUUUGGUCAAAGCCACUGACGAAUCCAAAUAUACUUACUUGACUGGUAAUGCCCGUAUGGGCCAAAGACCAAUCGGUGCUCUUGUUGAUGCUUUGCGCUCUAACGGUGCUGAAAUUGAAUAUCUUAAGAACGAAGGUUCAUUGCCAUUAAAGAUUGCCAACAAGCCAUUGAAGGGUGGAGUCAUCGAAUUGGGUGCUACUGUCUCCUCUCAGUACGUUUCCUCUCUUUUGAUGGCAGCCCCAUAUGCUGAAGAACCAGUAACUUUGAAGUUGGUUGGUGGUAAGCCAAUUUCAAUCUUAUACAUUGACAUGACUAUCGCGUUGAUGAAACAAUUCGGUAUUGAAGUUAAGCCUCUGCCAAACUAUACCUAUGAGAUUCCAAAGGGUACCUAUGUUUCACCAAAGGAGUUUGUCAUUGAAUCAGAUGCUUCUUCUUCUACUUAUCCACUGGCAUUCGCUGCAAUGACCGGUACUACUGUUACAAUCCCAAACAUUGGUUCUUCCUCUUUGCAAGGUGAUGCUCGUUUCGCCAAAGACAUCUUGGAACCAAUGGGAUGCAAGGUUAUUCAAACACCAACAUCAACUACAGUGACUGGUCCUGCGCCAGGUGGAUUGAAACCUCUUGCAUCUGUUGAUAUGGAACCAAUGACCGAUGCAUUCUUGACUGCUUCUGUUGUCGCUGCCGUUGCCACUGAUGGAAAGGAGAACAAGACUUCAAUCUACGGUAUCGCCAACCAGAGAGUCAAAGAGUGUGACAGAAUCUCUGCAAUGUGCACACAAUUGGCUAAAUUUGGCGUCCGCGCUGUUGGUGGUGACGAUGGUAUUGACAUUUACGGUGUCUCCAUCGCUGACCUCAAGACUCCAGAAAGUGGUAUCUUCUGUUAUGAUGAUCAUCGUGUUGCCAUGUCUUUCUCUCUUUUGGCCGGUCUCGUUUCCAAUGGUCCUGUCGUCGUUGAAGAACGUCACUGUACCGCUAAAACAUGGCCAGGUUGGUGGGAUAUCUUGCACUCUUCACUUGGUGCUAAGCUUGAUGGGUUCGAGCCAGAGGAUCCAAGUGUUGCAAGCCGUGCUAGUAUUGCUAUUAUUGGUAUGAGAGCUGCAGGUAAGACCACCCUCAGAAAUUGGAUUGUGAAGGCCACAGGCUAUAGAAGCUUGGACUUGGAUGUUAUCUUUGAGGAGAGAUUUGGUGAUAUAAGAGAUUUUGUUAAAGCACAUGGCUGGGACAAAUUUAGAGAGGAGGAACUCAAAUUAUUCUCUGAAAUUUUGGCUAAAAAUGAUAAGGCAUGUGUUAUCACUACAGGUGGUGGUCUUGUUGAAACUCCAAAGGCUAGAGAAUUGUUGAAGGAGUUCAGAGAGAAGAAGAACGGUUUGGUUUGGGAAGUUCAAAGAGAUAUUAGUGAAAUUGCCAAGUUCCUCGGUCAAGAUUUGUCUAGGCCACCAUUGGACACCGACGAUAUCAGAUCAAUUUGGAAGAGAAGACAACCUUUGUAUGAGGAGGUUCGCACCCAUGUGUUCUGUUCACCAAUAUGUAAAACGGAAUCUGAGUUUGAAAACUUGAGAAAACAAGUUGUUGCCUUUGUCACUAGCGUCAAGACACCAAAGAAGCAAUUCUAUGUUGUUGGAUCACCAAUUUCGCAUUCGAAAUCACCAUUGUUACAUCAAACGUGUUACAGAGCCAAUGAUCUCCCACAUGAGUUUACUAAAUUUGAAACCACAGAUGCCUCUGAAGUGGCUAAACUCAUGAAGGAUCCAUCCUUUGGAGGGUGUGCUGUGACAAUUCCCCUGAAACGUGAUGUUAUCCCUCUUUUAACGGAAGUUGAUGAGUCUGUCAAGAGAAUUGGCGCAUGUAACACCAUUGUUCCAUUGGGAAACGGUGGAUUUGCAGGCUAUAACACAGAUUACAAGGGGAUAGAGAACUCUUUCAAGUCCCAUGGUGUUACCAGUCCAAGCGUUGGUCUUGUAAUUGGCGCUGGUGGAACCUCAAGAGCUGCGAUUUUUGCACUUUCUAAACUUGGUUGCAAGAAGGUUUACCUACUGAAUAGAACACCAGAGAAAUUGCAAGAACUCGUCAAGGACUUUUCAGAGUUUGGUGUUGAAAUUUUGGAUGCAUCUAAAGCUCAAGGUGUCGAUGUUGCAGUUUCAUGUGUUCCAGGUGAUAAACCAAUUGCAUCAGAGGUGUUGUCUCAGUUGGAAUCUGUUUUCAAACAACAUAAAGGAUCCCUUUUAGAAGCGGCUUAUAAGCCUUCAGUCACACCAAUCAUGGAGUUGGCAUCUCAGUACGGCUGGGAAACCAUUCCAGGUUUAGAGAUGCUUGUUAACCAAGGUGUUGAGCAAUUCAAACUCUGGACAGGGUUGGAUGCACCAUACGAUGAUUGUGUGAAGGCCAUCUUGGAAUGAAUUUGUGUUGCUCCCAUAUAAAUAUAUCUAUAAACACGUAGAAUAAAUGUUAAACAUACAUAUUGUUAUUCUCAUU
Messenger RNA from Williopsis jadinii, 4000 nucleotides. RefSeq names its product pentafunctional protein ARO1p (gene ARO1). The record is from RefSeq and is a predicted model, not a curated record. Gene Ontology annotation, cellular component: cytoplasm. NCBI's taxonomy places the organism in Eukaryota, Fungi, Ascomycota, Saccharomycetes, Phaffomycetales, Wickerhamomycetaceae. Gene Ontology annotation, biological process: aromatic amino acid biosynthetic process; chorismate biosynthetic process. Bases 52 to 3924 code for a protein of 1290 amino acids. The transcript has a single exon. Gene Ontology annotation, molecular function: shikimate kinase activity; 3-dehydroquinate synthase activity; 3-phosphoshikimate 1-carboxyvinyltransferase activity.